GUUCAUUCAUAAUAUGAAGAUGCUGCUGACUUUGUUCCUCUUCCUUAUUGGGAGUCAAACUUCAGUAACUCAGAUGCCUGCCCCUACAUCUGCAGAUAUUGUCCUUUUGGUUGACAGCUCUAAUAGCCUGGGAAACAAGACGUUCCCCUCUAUGAAGUCUUUUAUUAGCAAAAUGAUCAAUCAUCUAACAGCGACUCCUAACCAAUACCGUAUCGCACUUGCCCAGUACAGUGAUGAUUUGCACGUUGAAUUUCUGCUGGACGUCUAUAAAGCAAAGAACCCAAUGCUGAAUUAUGUAAAAAAAAAUGUUGUAUUCAAGGGUGGUUCAGUAAAAACUGGCAAUGCCCUUCGAAAAGUUCACAAGACCUUUUUCAAAGGACCAGCUAGUGGAAGAGACAAAGAACGAAUUCUGGUAGUCUUGACUUCAGGGGCAUCAGAGGAUGCUGUAGUAGAGCCUGCCAAGAUCUUGAAAAGUGACGGGGUAAAAAUCAUAGCCAUGGGGAUGCAGGAUGUUUCUGCUCAAGAACUGCAGUCAAUGGCUACAUCUCAAUUUUCUUAUAAGUUUCGCACAGUGAGGGAUCUCAGUAUGUCUUCUCAAAACCUGACCAAGACCAUAGAGGAUGUUAUUCAAACAGAUAUUAAUGGCAUAAUACCAACAGAUAUAAUUGCAAUUUGUAAGAAUGAUUCUGUUGCUGAUGUUGUGUUCAUAGUAGAUGAGGGUGUUUCAAAACCACAAGCUGAAGAAAUUAAAAAUUUCCUGCAAAAUACAGUCUCCUUUCUUGAUGUGAAAAAGAAUCGUACAAAGAUUGGCCUAGUGACAUAUAGCAGUGAGUCACACGUGUUAUCUUUAUUGAGCGAAGAAACAAACAAAACUGCUAUUCUGCAGAAAAUACAUAGCUUUUCUCCGAGGGAAGGGAAGGCCAACACCGGUGCUGCCAUUAAUGCUACAAGGCAAAGAGUCUUCUCUGGAAGCAGAAAGGGCCAAGGGAUAGAGCAAAUAGCCAUUCUGAUCACCCACAGACCCUCUGAAGACAACAUAAGUGAGGCAGCUCAUGAUAUUCGGAGAGCUGGUGUGACUGUAUUCACCAUAGGCAUUGAAAAUGCUGAUUACACCCAGUUAACCCAGAUAGCAUCAUAUCCUCAACAGCAAUAUGUUACUAAGCUGACGGCAUUUUCUGACCUGCCAAAAGAAGCCAGAACUUUACAAAAGAAACUCUUGAAUCAAAUUCAGGACAAACUGUAUGUCCAGUCUGAAAGAAGAGAACUACUUAAAGCAGGAUGUGUGGACACAGAGGAAGCUGAUAUUUAUGUCCUCAUUGAUGGCUCAACAAGCAUUUAUCCUGCUCCCUUCGGAGACAUCAAAAAUUUUUUGAAGGAAGUGAUUAAGAUGUUUAACAUAGGGCCAAAUAAAGUUCGCUUUGGAGCUGUGCAGUUCUCACAUGACAAAAGACUGGAGUUUGAACUUGAUGAAUACAGCAAAACAAAUGAUUUAGAAAGGGGCAUCGACAACAUUAGGCAAAUAUAUGGGGAUACCCAUAUUGGAGAAGCUUUGACUUUCAUGCAGCCACUAUUUAAAAGGGCAAGGGAGCAGAGAGCUGGCAGGGUGCCUUGUUACCUCAUUGUCCUAACAGAUGGGGAGUCACAUGACAGUGUGAAGGAGCCUGCUGAGAGACUGAGGAAUGAGACGGUUAAUAUUUAUGCCAUUGGUGUAAAAGGUGCAAAUGAAGCACAGCUCCAUGAGAUUGCAGGGUCAAAGAGCAGGACUUUCUUUGUGCAAGAGUUUGACUCCUUGAAAAACAUAAAAAAUGAAAUUGUUCAAGGGAUCUGUUCUGGAGAAGCCUGCAAAGAAAUGACAGCUGACAUCAUGUUUCUAGUGGACAGCUCUGGAAGCAUAGGACGAGAGAACUUUUUGAAAAUGAAAAACUUUAUGAGAGAACUGGUGAACAAAUCUGACAUCAGCACAGACCGAGUGCAGGUUGGGGUCGUCCAGUUCAGUGACAGACAGAAGGAAGAGUUCCAGCUUGACCGAUACUCUUCAAAAAGUGACAUUUUCAGUGCUAUUGCUAGAAUGUCUCUUAUAGGGGAAAAUACACUAACAGGAGGCGCUUUGACAUUUGUAGCUGAUUAUUUCAAGCCUCCCAAAGGUGCACGUCCGGCUGUCAAAAAGAUUCUUAUCCUGAUUACAGAUGGGGAAGCGCAGGAUGAAGUAAAAGGUCCAGCAAAAACCCUACGUGAUCAAGGUGUUAUUAUCUACUCUGUUGGGGUGUUUAAUGCAAAUAAAACUCAGCUGGAAGAGAUUAGUGGGAAGCGUGAGCUGGUUUUUUACGUUGAGAAGUUUGAUAUUCUGAAGCACAUAGAAGAUGAGAUCAUCUUUGGAAUAUGCACACCUCAUGAGG
Molecule: messenger RNA, 2396 nt
Organism: Terrapene triunguis (Three-toed box turtle)
Lineage: Eukaryota; Metazoa; Chordata; Testudines; Emydidae
Product: collagen alpha-6(VI) chain-like
Exons: 5
Source: RefSeq, a predicted model, not a curated record